UUGCUCUCCAACUCACACACAGCAUCCAGCAUGCAUUCUACAAUGCGAUAUUCAAUUUUCAGCACAUUGGUGGCAGCCGCAGACAUAGCGGCUGCCCAAUCGAAUGCUCCAACAGACGCAUUUAUGCAGAGCUGCGCUGCUUUCGCAAACAACACACAAAUCCCCAACAGCACUUUUUCCACCGCCACCUUCGUCCCGGCGGGGGCAAACCUCACCUUCCCAAACGCAGACCCCAGCUGCACGAGGCCGUCCCAGCUAGUAGCCGCAGCUAUGUGCCGCAUACAAGCCAACAUUACAACAUCGGCCACUUCAGAAGUCAGCUUCGAGGCGUGGCUGCCUCAAAACUGGACGGGGCGCUUUCUCAGUACUGGCAACGGCGGGCUCGGCGGUUGUAUACAGUAUGAAGAUAUGGACUUCGCUAGCUCACUGGGCUUUGCCUCCGUGGCGACCAACAACGGACACGACGGCAUGAGCGGACAGCCUCUCUUCCAGAAUGCUGGAGUUGUCGAAGACUUUGUUUACCGUGCCAUGUUCACUGGCAUCACUGUGGGAAAGCAAGUCUCGCAAAACUUCUACCAAAUGCCGCCCACCAAGAGCUACUAUCUUGGAUGCUCGACAGGUGGACGCCAGGGUAUGAAGAUGGUGCAAGACUUCCCAGACUUGUUUGAUGGCGUGGUCGCCGGGGCUCCCGCGAUGAACUUCAACAACCUCAAUACGUGGAGCGCCCAUUUUCUUCCAGUCACGGGAAGCAACACGAGCGAGACCUUUGUCUCUGAGGCCCUCUGGAAUCUAGUCCACGACGACAUUGUUGCGCAAUGCGAUGAUAAGGAUGGAUUCAAAGACGGCAUCUUGGAAGCACCGGAUCUGUGCCGUUACCAAGCCGACAAGCUCCUAUGCAGCGACACAGUCGUCGCUCCAAACUGCCUGACACAGCCGCAAGUCACAACCGUCAACACCGUCUUCAGCGAUCUCAAAGGGCCAAACGGCACCGUUCUGUAUCCACGCAUGCAGCCCGGCAGCGAAAAAACGGGGGCUUUCCCAGCUUACUACAAUGGCCAGGCCAGCGACAAGUCGGACUGGAUCAAGUUUGUUGUCCAGGCCGAUCCGAACUUCGACCUCACCAAGUUCACGCCAGACUUGUGGGCCAAAGCCGAUUCUUUGAACCCCUUCGACGUCGCUACGUUCAAAGGCGACAUUUCUGCAUUUCAGCAGCGCGGCGGCAAACUGCUGCACUACCACGGCACCAUGGACCCCAUCAUCAGCAGCGACAACUCGCCUAGAUAUUACGAGAUCGUGCGCGCAACCAUGGGGCUAGAACCUGCCCAGUUGGACGACUUCUAUCGGUACUUUCGCAUUUCGGGAAUGGGCCAUUGCAGCGGAGGCCCAGGCGCCCAUUUCAUCGGCAACCAACGCAAGCAAUUGGCCGACCCGAACAAGCCCGAGGAUAACUUGUUGAUGAAUAUGGUGCGCUGGGUUGAAGAGGGCCAGGCGCCUGAGGUCGUCACUGGUGUUGCUUUUGUCAACGAUACGCAGGGCGGAGAAGUGGCUUUCACACGCAAUCACUGCCGCUGGCCGCUCAUGAACAAGUUUAGUGGCUCUGGCGACCCUAACGAUGCUGCAUCGUGGCAGUGUGUGCCUUAUGCAAACACUAUCUAG
Messenger RNA from Periconia digitata, 1656 nucleotides. NCBI's taxonomy places the organism in Eukaryota, Fungi, Ascomycota, Dothideomycetes, Pleosporales, Periconiaceae. The record is from the annotation of a GenBank genome assembly.